This is a messenger RNA of Salvia splendens (bonfire salvia), 2984 nucleotides long. Its product is annotated as putative pentatricopeptide repeat-containing protein At1g09680. The record is from RefSeq and is a predicted model, not a curated record. Bases 676 to 2133 code for a protein of 485 amino acids. NCBI's taxonomy places the organism in Eukaryota, Viridiplantae, Streptophyta, Magnoliopsida, Lamiales, Lamiaceae. The transcript has a single exon. Gene Ontology annotation, molecular function: mRNA binding; protein binding.
AGCCUUCAAUGUUCAAACCCCAAUAUUUCUCUAAACCUACACGCCCCCCUCCCCCCAAUUUCCCCUAUCUCUAUGUCUCUCUCCCUCCUCAUCGGUGCAGCUACGCGCCACCAUUUCCUUCUCUCUUUCUCUCCCCUCGCCUCGCUGCUUCGCCGUCUGCCUGCCCCCACCAGCCUUGGCGCCCUCGCUGCAGCUCCACCACCCUGCUUCAACGGCCCCAUGGAGUUCUUGGCGUGUCUGAACGGGUGUUAUGGUUGGUGCACCUGUCCUCCGACGGCCGGCGAUUAGCCAGUGGCCUCGACCUGACUUUGUACAGGAUAGAAAGUGGGGAACAAAGAUGGCUAUUGUAUAAUUUUUUAGGAUGUUGCAGAUUCCAUUAAUGGUGUCUGUAUAUAAACUCCUUGGCGAAGCCAGUUUUAUAUUGGACCAAUUUUUACUCUAUAAUAUCUGCCUUUCGUUUGCCCAAUAAAUUGUUUUUCUGCCCAAAAAUGUGUCAUUCAAAAAACUCUCACUUUAGAUAUCGAUAGAUUUUCAGGUCAGAGUGCAAUUCCAUAGGACCGAAGUCGAUAAUAAAUUAAAUUAAACUCACGAAUCAUUUCCUUAUCCAUUAUUAAAUUAAACUCACGAAUCAUUUCCUUAUCCAUUCUGCUUCACAUAUUCUCAAUUCUCCAAACCAUGCUUUCUUCCCAAUGCCAAACACCCUCCACUUUCCUUCAUCAAUCUGCCUAUUUUUCUGCAUUCAAUCCGCCAUUCUUCUACUCCACCAACGCAAUCCAUCACCGGAAAUUUCAUGUAUUCGCCGCUCCCAUCAAAGAAAAACACCAUCUUUACGGACACACGAGCGCCACACCAUUGCAAUUCGAAGAUUUUCUUCAAACUAUUACCACAUCUCCAAAACAGCUCGAAGCACUGGCGGAAGUCAAUAGAUUUGGAGAAAUUCGAACUAUUGCUGAAUUCAAUCGUCUACUCGUUUCCUUAAUUUCUUCGGAUGAGGUUGAAUUGGCGUGGAAGCUCAAGUCUACCUUAUCGUCUCUUGGUUUAUUCCCGGAUGUGCGGACGUAUUCAAUUUUGGUGAACGGUUUCUGCAAGAACAAGGCGAUGAUAGAAGCGAAAAUCGCUCUUCACGAGAUGCUGGAGAAUGGAUUCGAGCCAAAUGUGGCCACGUUCACCACAGUAAUCAACUCCUUUUGUGAGACUGGAAGAUUGAAGGAUGCAUAUGAGGUGUUCGAUGAAAUGUCUAAAAUAGGGUGCGAGCCCACAAUUAACACGUACAACUGCUUGUUGAAAGGUCUGUGCUACGUUGGUAGAAUAGAGGAGGCUUAUGAUUUGUUAUUAAGCGUAAAAAACUCGUCGAUCAAGCCGGAUAUCUACACUUACACUGCAAUGAUGGAUGGUUUCUGCAAAGUAGGACGUUCGGAUGAGGCGUUCGAGUUGCUCGUUGAAGCUCUGAGAAUGAAGUUGAUGCCGAAUGUAGUAACGUACAACACUCUGUUUAAUGGGUACUUCAAAGAGGGGAAGCCCUUGUGCGGUUUCGGCCUGUUGAGGCGGAUGAGAGCGAAGAAAUGCAGCCCCGACUACAUCAGCUACAGCACGCUGCUACACGGGCUGUUGAAAUGGGGCAAAAUUAGAGCGGCAAUGCAGGCGUACAAAGAGAUGGUUGGAGAUGGUUAUCGCGUGGAUGAGAGGAUGAUGAACACGUUGCUGAGGGGCUUGUGCAGGCAUGCUAGGAAGGAGAAGUAUGUGUUGGAUGAUGCAUACAAUGUGUUUGAUGAGAUGAGGAAUGGGAGGUAUCCAAUAUAUCAAGAAUCAUAUGAGCUGGUGGUUGAGGCCAUGUGCUGCAAUGGGAGGGACAUGGAAAGAAGAGGUUUUGAUGUUUUGAAUGAGAUGAUUGGGGUUGGGUUAUCACCCAAGACUUUCACCUUCAACAUUGCUAUUCAUGCUCUUUGUUGCUGCGGUGAGGUGGACAAGGCUUUGGCAGUUUUGGCGAUGAUGCAUAAACACAGAAAGGCAAGAGGGAUACCGUUUAACACAUUGAUUGAUGAAUUGAUUCUGCAAGGAAGGGUGUUCGAGGCUGCUUGUGUUUAUGGGUUUGCUUUGAAGAAAGGUGUGGUGCCAAAGUGGAAACCUCAAUAGGGACCUGUUCAGUAUCUUAGAUAUGCCAGAUUUGGGGUCAUACAGUGUGAAAGAGAUAACUCUCACCAGCCCGAGAAUUAAAUGAAGGCCGGCGCUGUUGAGUGCUGUAACAGGCGAAAUUCAUUUCUUACGACAGAGGUGGUUUAUGAAUCAGCAUCGAUUUUUGUGUCAAGAAAUGAAUGGAAAAUGAUAAUGCUACCCCUCCCAAAAUUUCAAUUCCCCCAAAUUCCGAGCUUCUCCUUUUCGGGGUAGUAAUCUGUCCAUCUCCAACGAGAAAAUUGAGAUCCAUUCGUUGUUUCUGCCUCGCAGCGUGGACUGUUUCCCUGGGGAAGAGGCGGAGAAGAGUAUGGAAAGAGUCGGAGAAGAAGAUAAAGGAGGAAGUUUUUAAGGGGGUAAUGAUUCAAAGAAGCAAUCUUGAUUUGGUGGGACUGAUCUUCGUAUUUUUGGUAGCUGAUUGUCAGGAUUCGGAGAAGAUUUUAUUGAGCUGACUCCUGCAAUGAUAAAUUAAUUACAUUGGGCAUAGAAAGAAAAAUUUAUCAUUGCAUUUUGCUCAUCACUGUGUUAACUCGUUGGAUCGAUUUAUUUUGAGAAUAUUUGCAGUCUGUUUAUAUAGUUUGUUAUGUGCUGCCUUAUUGAAUUUAUGUGCAUGUUGAUUUCUGGAUGUGAGUAGUAAAUAUGAUACUCUCUGAAUAGAGAAGAAGCUUGGAUGCUAAAAUGAAUAGAUAUGUAUGUUUGAGAGUUGUUUGGUUGGAGAUGAAUGUGGAAUACUACUUUGUAUCCGUGAGCUUGAAAUGAUCAGUGUAAAUGCAUCAUAUAUUCAAACCUAAAGAAUAUAGGAGACUUCUGUUGUA